Molecule: messenger RNA, 405 nt
Organism: Bubalus bubalis (water buffalo)
Lineage: Eukaryota; Metazoa; Chordata; Mammalia; Artiodactyla; Bovidae
Gene: PVALEF
Product: parvalbumin like EF-hand containing
Cellular component (GO): cytoplasm; nucleus
Molecular function (GO): calcium ion binding
Source: RefSeq, a predicted model, not a curated record
AUGGGGGCACAGGACGGCCUGGUCCCCGCCUGCCAGCCCUCGGCCUGUGUCCAGACCCACAUGCCCAGCCGGAGUCCUAGCCUAACCCAGGGGCUCCCGCCUGACUCUCCCGGAAGCUCCUUCAGAUACAAGUUCUUCCAGUACUUGCAGAAGUUCCAGGCCUCAGGGCAGCUGGACAGCGUCAUCCGCAAGGCCUUCCAGACCCUGGACAAGGACCAGAGCAGCUUCAUUGAGUGAAAUGAGAUAAAGUACACCCUGUCCACCAUCCCCAGCAGGGGACCCAGCACGAUGGACGAGGAGGCUGAGGCUGUGAUCCAGGGGGCCGACACAGAUGGGGAUGGGAGGAUUGACUUUGAAGAAUUUCCUGAAUUGAUCAAAAAGGAGAAAAAUCCAAAGAAGACGUAG